AUGCCAGAACCGCUUUCACAUCACUCCUCACAGCGCACGUCUGCUGAGCAGUAUUCUGGCCCAAACACUCUUGCCCACCAAGUACAGACCCUUCACUCGCUAUCGACGCCAAAUGCAAACAUAUACCAUGCAAUAUCCACUCCUGACCUUUCGCUCUCCAACCUGCUAGAUACUUUCUCAGAAGCAAUAAAAGAAUUCGAUAACUGGUUAGAAUGUGCUCAACUAGUAAUACUAACAUUAGAAGAAACUGUAAGGGAUGGAGUCCCAGUGAGGAGUAUCAGUGAAGUGGACGUUCUUAUACAAAGAUUCACACAAAAUAUAGCAUUACUUAAAGAUUUAUCCGUUCCCAUACUAGAUAGGCAAAAAUUAGAUGAAAGCAUAAAGGACGAGGGCGAAGACUGCGAGACCGAUAGUAAUAGUAAAAAAGAUUAUGCAAAUAAGUAUGACUCCAGCAACAUUCUGUCGACUAUCGGAAGAAUACAGAAUGAAUGGUUGGAGACCAAGCAAUCGUUCACAAAGAUAAAGAAGGAGAUGACGGAAUCUAAACAUAGAAGAGAACUUUUAGAAACUAUGGAUCAAAUACUUGCAUCUAUAGAAGAACUCAACACUAACAUCUUUGAGUAUCAAGAACAGCGUCACUCCGGAUUCACUUCAUCAGACGACCUUCCAUUCCCACGACUUUCUUCAUCUCCAUCAUCUUCCAGUAGACCAAUGACUCCGGCAACUCCGUCAAAUAAUGAAUUCAGCUCUAGAUCGGACAUUGCUCUAAUGCAGCUAGACUCACGUAUGGAGCCACUUUCUGCACGUAUCGACUAUCUAAGAUCGCGACUUAGCGCUCCAAAUGCUCCAUCUGAUUCGAGUGGGAGUUUAUCUAAAAAGCACAAUUUAUUGACCAGUAGAUGGGAUGUAUUGAAGCAGGAGAUUGAGUCAUUAAGAGAUGAGUUAAAGGAUGACCGAUGGGUAGGAUUAUUCAAACAAGUGACAGGACAAGCUACUCAAAUGAUGGACAGUUUAGAUAGAGCGGUCAGGCAAUGUAAGGACUUUUUCAGCAGAGCAAUUAACAUGUCUGAUUCGCUGUCAAGUAGAGGUGGACGAGGAAUGUCCAACAAUAACUCUAGAUACAGUCAGAGAAACAAUAAUGGCUCAUCUGCAUAUUCUCAAAAUCCAAUUCAGCCUCAAAUACCAAUAAAUACUAAGAACUACCAAAGACUAUACAAACAGUUCGAUGCCAAGCGCAAGUACUAUGUGCCAGCCGUAAACAAAAUGCUAACCAUGCUAGGCAGCGAAAUCAACAAUCGCACACGAAGAGACUCGGAGAUAAUUCAGAAAUACAAUACCUUGAAAUCACGUUGGGGUAGCAUACUCGAGGGAGUACGUGAUGUGCAGCAGGACAUGCCUCAAUUGGAGACGAUAAUGGAUACUGCCUUGAUUGGUAGUAACUCUCCUCCUUCUUCUAUACCUUCAUCUCUUGCUUCAUCUCCCCCAAUAUCACCAUCGAUACGUCCAAUUAAAGGAAUGUUUUCUCCAGAGUCAGGUUCACCUCCAAAGAUACCCCGGACCGUAUCACCGUAUCGAUCCAAUCGAGAUAGAUCAUUAUCACCAUCGGGUAGCAAUGCAAGAUCACCUUCAGUGAGAUCUAAAACUCCAUCACCACGAACAGGAAGUCCGUAUGGGGGGAAAUCGUUGUACCCGCCCAAUGGGAUGCGACGAGCGGACUCGCCACAGUCAACUGAUCGAUCUAAUAAUUGGCCAUAUAACUAUCCACCGGACAAAUAUGUGGACAGAUACGAUAGACAGUAUACACCUGACAAGUAUUCUCCAUACUCCCCUGGUCAAUUUCACAGAUCGUCAUCCCCUCAGCUUGGAUACGAUCGUAGUUCAAACAAAUUGCGCUCAAAAUCAACUAGUCGCCCCGAGUCACCUAUUCGUCCGAUGACCGCUCGUCCAAUGUCCACGUGUCCCCCAAUAUCGCCUGCCGAAAGACCGGUAACAGGUAUACCUCGUCCAGUAACCAGCAUGAGUAUGCGUCCUCGCAGAACAACACCAGUUACCACUUCCCCAGGGAUGGCAUCAGCUUUCACACGAUUGUCAAUAUCUCCUACUCCUCAUAUGAGCAAAAGGAGAUCAGAGACACCCUCGUCGAUUGCUAGCGACGAUCAAUUUGGAAUCGACGAUGACGAUGAUGAUCGUUCUGGGAGUCCAUUAUCAGAUACAAUUAGCUCAAUGCAUCGUGAUGUUCCACCCUACGUUCCUGUCAAAUCAGAUCCAUUGGACGUUGAGGUAGGAAAAGUAGUCAAUGGAUCCCCAAUAUCAGUCAAAGUCGAGAGGGUGUCUGGUGGAACAGGCAGGUAUUACUUUGGAAGCGAGAGAAUUGGACAGACCAGAAAAGUGCAAAUGUGUAAAUUGAUAAAUUCGUCAAACGGCGGGAGUAAGGUGAUGGUGAGAGUAGGAGGAGGAUGGCAGGAUUUAGAUAUGUUUUUAUUAAACCAUAGCCUGUCGAGUUAA
Messenger RNA from Paraglomus brasilianum, 2505 nucleotides. The record is from the annotation of a GenBank genome assembly. NCBI's taxonomy places the organism in Eukaryota, Fungi, Glomeromycota, Glomeromycetes, Paraglomerales, Paraglomeraceae.